AUGGACGGCCAAUCGGUCUCGUCCUACCUCGCAUACAAGCAAGACACGAGCGCCUUCUUGUCUUGGCUUGGUUCCGCCUCCAAAGUGUGCGGUUGGAGGCAGCCCAAGAGGAAAAAGGGUGCUACGUCAGAGGUGAAAUCGCCGGUUCUUACCCUCACCCUGGCUGACAAGGGCUCUCAAAGACUGAAAGGCAGAGCGCGAAAGGAAGCAAAGGAGGCCGCAGCGGCAGGUGCCGGCCAACCAGGAACCACUCCUGCAUUUUCGCGCUCGGUAACAGUGUUGCCGAAGCGGACCUUUACUACAGCCGAGUUAAUUCAGCAGAUUGAGCUGGUUAGCCAGGCUGAUGCAGCACAAAGACCAGAGGUGCUGAUGCCAGUCGCUGUCUAUAAGGCUCUGCAACGUGCAAUCGGGGCCAGAGAGCGCUUUGCAAGAUGGUAUCGACGGACUGGGGCCAGCAGCGAUGAUUCCAUGGAAAGUCACGACUAUUUCACCGGUAUCCUGAGCAAGGCCCUCAUUCUUCUUCGGGGCGUUGACAAUGGUCCCGGCCAUGCCGCCGCCCAUCCUUCAGACGGCAAAACAAGCGACAUCAACUUCAUGGCGAAUAUGUUUGCGUCUCUUCAGGUGGAAGACACGUCUGAGGAAACCGACGAUCAAGCCUGCUUUAACAGCCAACCUGCCUCGCCUAGCGCCUUAACAGGAACGGAUAGCAGUGUCCAGUUCGGCAUCGAAGAGGACAAAAAGAUGGCUGAGAUCGACUUUGCCAUCUUCUCCAUCUUCGAAGACGUACACCGCCUUCGCGCUGAGACGCAACGGAUUUGGGCCCGACUGAAGGAUGGCGACAUGAGCCUCAUUCAAGCCACGCUGUCCCUCGCCGCGGUGAUAGAGCUGGUGCGACGGGCCGAGGAAGAAGCAAUGCAAGUGGUGGCCUCGCACACCACACCCGAAUACUUCGCCGGUGCUUUCAGCAAGGGGUCUUACCAAUUUUUCGUGGGAAGGAUCUACAAUUCCAAGGCGCUCGGCAGAGAAAACGAAUAUAGCGUGAACGAUAAGGAGCACGCAAUUGUCAUUACGCCUUUCGACGAAUUUGUUCUUCUGCCUCUUGGCCACACACUGGUCAAGUUCCAACACUUCUGGUUCAGAGAUCAUGACCUCACGAUGCCCGUCAUCCCGCUGCCUCCUCUGAGGAUGGAUUACAAAAGCGCAGCCAGCCUGCUGGAUGAUCCUCGAUAUCGAAACUUUGAGGCUGAGGAUCAGCUUCUGGUUCAAUUAUGCCACGAGAUGAGAUUCAUCGAGGACAUCCGAAAAGGAAAGUUCUUACACCCGUACAGCCUGGAAGACAAGGAGGCUAUCAAGGACUCAAUUUUACCGUUUGACGACUUCUUUCACAGUGCUAUUCGUCCGAUCUGGGAUCAAGGACUAAUCAGCAUGCCGAGUGCAUUCGCAGCCAGGGCCAUGGUGGAUAUGUACGAAAUUUGCGGCCCAUAUCUCAACGGAAGCCAGCUACUAUCAAAAGAGGCCAGACCAUACACAGAGCGGUUUGGCUUUGCUCAAGACAGCGAUGAGGUCGUUGACAUGCUUGGUCUCCGGGACCUCAUCAUACCACGAUUAACAGACACCCGACAACUGCUUGCCACGCUCUGGCGGAGAUCAACGAAUGACCUGACUCACGAUUCAUUUUGGCUUAAGCACAGGGAAAGGUUCGGCGAAAGGAUACAGAUUGCACGAAAGAAGAUGGCUAGCGGCGGAGGCGAGGGCUUUGAGAAAUUUCGACCCAAGGACCACAAGGCUGGGAUCGCUAUUGCUAAUGAGAGCAUGUCUCUCUUUUGUAUGGCACAUAUAUACAACGCUGCAAGACAGCUUGGUGGACUGGAUAUAUAUUGGCCAGAGCUGGAUCGCGUUAUGGAACUCCACGCCGCGGCUCUUUUUGCCAACAACGUCCCUACAACACCACAAGUCAUAUUUGACAGAUUCAAGUACCGGAUUGGCAUGGGAGCACGUUCGAACUUUUCUCGCUCAUUCGCGUCCUCGUUCUCCACAGGGGGCAAAACCCCGCAACCGCAGGGCCCAUGGAUGCUCCGGCCGACCCCGACGUCGACCACGAUUCGAGAGUUUUUUGAUGCGAAUGCCAGCCCACGCUCUCUCCCGAGAUUGGUUCACCAGCUAGAGGGCCAAGCCUCGCAGCAGAAUCAGUCUGCACCAGAACAGUCCCGCCGGAAGCUUCGAGUAUCCGCUACCCCCUCGGCCUUGGCAACUGGGUCUAUCGCAGGCACCAGCCAGCGGCAGAUGACCUUCCAGCAAACACUCCAGCACUUUGAGAAGUAUCUUGACGCUGUUCUUCCCGACAUGCGGCUUGAUUACAUCACAUUGACUCGCACCUGUGAUGGCCUGCUUGACACUCUGCGUGCCGAGCUGCUUGCCAAGUUCGACGUCUCGUACACGCUCAAGAACGGGCAGACACGCCGCUCUGACGACAUGCACAAUGCAUUUGGUCGGGUGGAGACCGUCCUGUGCAUCUUCCAGGAGACCGCGAAUGCUGCAGACCUGCACGAAGCGAUGAAACGAAAGAAGUAUAGGGGCUUGGAUACUGAGAUUUCGCCCGUGGGCAAACAGCUCGAAUACGCCGCCGAGUUUUUGAGGCUACAUUUAACAUGGGCUAGCCGAAGCGGAUAACGUACCGUAGUCACAAUAUCCCGAUUCUUCUAGUGGUACGUUUGCAGAGUAGCUUGCAGGUACGGAAACAGUCGUUUAACAUUGUCGCGGUCCGGCUCCCUGAUGUGGCUUGGCAGCGUUGAACCGCAUGGUACGGAAGGCUAUAUCUUACACUGGGUCAAAACCCGUUUUCCAUCGAUUUUAGUCAAUACAAGGACCCCACCCUACACCCCCAUGUUCCCACCCAACC
Ilyonectria robusta is the source of this 2899-nucleotide messenger RNA. RefSeq lists its product as uncharacterized. The record is from RefSeq and is a predicted model, not a curated record. Bases 1 to 2670 code for a protein of 889 amino acids. The transcript has 4 exons. NCBI's taxonomy places the organism in Eukaryota, Fungi, Ascomycota, Sordariomycetes, Hypocreales, Nectriaceae.